CACACACACUACACACACACAGAGAGAGAGAGAGAGAGGGAGAGGUUUUCUUUCUGAUCGAUCGUUUGUGCUCCGUGUCGUCUCUGGAGAGAGUUGGAAGGAAGAAGAAGCGCACGGCGCGCUGAGGGUCCGCUGAGGGUCCGCUGAGGAGAGGCAGUGAUUAAUAACACAAACCCAGCAGAGGAUUUAAAGAAGCACAUCAACUUUAAACAAUUUUCCUUUCUCUACCUUUUGAAACACUGUAAAGCCUUUUGUGUGGGUGUUAAAACUUUGGUCAUCGCAGUGCGCUCUGGUGUCUGCAGCAGAGGGGGUGGUGAGUGUGGAGCUAAAAGUGCGGUCAGUGUGGAGCUGAGUGGGUGGUCAGGGGGGGAUAUUAGUGUGCGCUGCUGUUUUCCUCAUCUUAGUGCGUUCACACAUGCACAGUGAUGGACGCUGGGUCUGGUUUGGUUUAUCUGACGGCUACUGUGGUCAUGUUUGCUUCUCCGGUCACUCUUGCACCGAUGCCUGACCAGUACUCCCGGGGUGUGGAUUGGCUAAGCAGGUAUGGGUACCUCUCUCCACCUGACCCACAUGCGGGAAAACUGCAGACCAAAGAAGGAAUCGAGAAAGCCAUCAGGCAGAUGCAGAGAUUCGCAGGAAUAAGGGAAACAGGGAAACUCGACGCGGACACGCUGAAACUGAUGUCAACACCAAGAUGCUCACUGCCGGACAUCAUAGGCACGGAGGACAUGCUGAGAAAGAGGAAGAAGCGAUACGCUCUCUCUGGGCUCCGCUGGGGCAAAAGUAGCCUGACAUGGAGUGUCCUGAAUUACCCCAAGCUACACUCCACCCUCGAGCCCAGUCUGGUGAAUAAACUAAUGUACCAAGCCCUUAAAGUCUGGAGCGACAACACCAACCUCCAGUUCAAUCAAGUUGGCCAGGCCAAUCAGGCUGACAUUAAAAUCAGUUUCGCCCCCUCUAUCCAUGACGACGGCUACCCGUUUGACGGUAAGGGAGGCACGCUAGCUCACGCCUUCUUCCCCGGGGAGGCCGACAUUUCUGGGGACACCCAUUUCGACGAUGACGAGACUUGGACCUACGGAGACAACGAAGGCAGUGCAGGCACGGACCUGUUCACUGUGGCAGUGCAUGAGUUCGGCCACGCCCUGGGCCUCUCCCACUCCUCCUCGCAUCCCUCCAUCAUGCAGCCAUACUACAGUGGCUCUGUAGGAGAUGAGCGAACCUAUAAGCUUCCCAUGGAUGACCUUCUAGCCAUCCAGACCUUGUAUGGGAUCAAAGUGAACAGAGAAACAACUCCCCCUGUUGGUCGGCCCACAACCCGCCGGCCUGAGCGGCCCAAAACUCCUCCACCGAGAGUGACUGCACCGCCUGACCCAGACGCCCAGGCUCGCUGUGAGGGAGGAUUUGAUGCUGUGGCAAACAUCAGAGGAGAAGUGUUCUUUUUUAAAGGGCCAUAUUUCUGGAGAAUGCAGCACACUGGUUCUUUAGUGUCCUUCUCUCCGGCUCGUAUCACCAACUUCUGGAUGGGGCUGCCGCGUGACACCAACAAGAUCGAUGCUGUUUACGAGACAAAGACUGAUAGCCACAUCAUCUUCUUCAUUGGUUCAAACUACUGGAUAUUCAAGGACACAAGGGCUCUGCGUGGUUACCCCCGGCCCGUGUCAGAGUGGGGCAUGAGGUCUCAGAGCGGGGGUGUGGUGAACAAAGUAGAGUCGGCGUUUGUUUGGGCUCAUAACGGGAAGACGUACCUGUUCAGUGGUGGAGAAUUCUGGAGGUUCACUGAAGGUCAGGGAGGGGCAGUGCCACAGCCGGAUGCAGACUACCCAAAAAGUGUCUCACUGUGGAAGGGCAUGCCCAGCAACCCUGAUGAUGUCAUAAGUUGGGGACAAGCCAGAGACACAUAUUUCUUCAAGGACAACUCCUACUGGGUUGUAAAGAGUGGAGGAUUGGACCAGGGGGUCAUCACUCCCAAAUCAACUGCAGUUGAUUGGAUGCUUUGUCCUGCGCCAGCGCCUACCCCAUCAUACAAGCCACGCUCAGGAGGAGGAGAGUGCAACUGUGACUUCAACGCAGCCCCAAAAUUCACUGCACCUUCACGGCUGAUACUCGUCCCACUUGUAAUACUGUUGCAGUGCGUCAGUCAGCUGAUUUAGUCCAGACUCGACCUCAGCUGACUGUUAACACAUUCAGAUUUACACAUAAUGCAAGACAUUGUUUACAUCAAUACAACAUUUACAAAUAUGAAAAUGGACAAAAGUGCAGACAAAAUUAAUGCAAAACAGCUGCUAGUGUUUGUAGCUAUGCAGUGUACUUUAGUCCAUGUUUAUAGAUAACAGUGUCAGAAACCAUGCAAGCAUAUUUAUUAUUAGUUUUGAGGGUGUGACGAUAUAAUAACUUGUUUGUUUCAUUCUUUGAAGAAAAAAGGCCCAUUACUUGCUACUUCUACACAUCAGCUGUUAGUUUAACUUACAGCCGAAUGCAGUUUGAGGGAAGUACAUGAUGAUGGUGUUUCCACAGCGCUUAUUGGUGAAUGGGUGGAUAUAAGCUUCCAUCACUUGUGGCACCAUUUAGCCCUUGUAGCUCUUAAAAAGAAACCUUUAUUUUUAUAUUUUUUAAACACUGAAUCUAACCGAUAUUAUCUUAAAGGGGAAUUCCAUCAAUGUUUCCAAAUUUCUUUACA
Colossoma macropomum (tambaqui) is the source of this 2680-nucleotide messenger RNA. It is a transcript of the gene mmp25b, whose product is annotated as matrix metallopeptidase 25b. NCBI's taxonomy places the organism in Eukaryota, Metazoa, Chordata, Actinopteri, Characiformes, Serrasalmidae. The coding region runs from base 426 to 2153 and encodes 575 amino acids. The record is from RefSeq and is a predicted model, not a curated record. The transcript is spliced from 9 exons. Gene Ontology annotation, cellular component: extracellular matrix. Gene Ontology annotation, molecular function: metalloendopeptidase activity; zinc ion binding. Gene Ontology annotation, biological process: proteolysis; extracellular matrix organization; collagen catabolic process.